AUGAUGUCCUCGACGAACGAGGAGGACCCAUUCCUCCAGGUCCAGCAAGAUGUCCUCGCCCAGAUGGAACAGACGCGGCCCCUCUUCACCUCGUACCUGCGCAUCCGCUCCCUGACGACGACCCAGGCCUCCCCCGAGCUCGCCUCCGCGCGCUCCGACCUCGAGGCCGCGCUCGAGUCGCUGGCCGAGGACCUGGCCGACCUGGUCGAGUCGGUCAAGGCGGUCGAGGCCGACCCGGCGCAGUUCGGGCUGACGGCGCACGAGGUCCAGCGGCGCAAGCGCCUGGUGCAGGAGAUCGGCGGCGAGGUGGAGGACAUGCGCGACGAGCUGAGGAAGCACAUCUCGGGCCCCGGCUCCGCGCCGGCCCGGCGGCCUGGUGGUGGGGGCGGUGGCGGUGGCAGCGACCUCCCCGACCCGAACGCGUUCGCCAUAGCGGACGGGGACCCCGAGGGCGGCGACGGGGAGGACUACGCGGCCGAGUUCGAGCAGCGGCAGCAGCAGGCCAUGAUGCGCGAGCAGGACGAGCACCUCGACGGCGUGUUCCAGACCGUGGGGAACCUGCGGCGCAUGGCGGACGACAUGGGCCGCGAGAUGGAGGAGCAGAUGGAGAUGCUCGAGACGACGGACGCGCUGGCGGACCGCGUGGGCGGGCGGCUGCAGACGGGCAUGGACAAGAUGAAGUACGUCAUCCGGCACAACGAGGACCGCCUGAGCAGCUGGUGCAUCGGGCUGCUGAUCAUGGUUUUGUGUAUCCUGUUGGUUUUGCUCUUGAUAUUGUGA
Molecule: messenger RNA, 780 nt
Organism: Diaporthe batatas
Lineage: Eukaryota; Fungi; Ascomycota; Sordariomycetes; Diaporthales; Diaporthaceae
Exons: 2
Coding region: 1-780 (259 amino acids)
Biological process (GO): Golgi vesicle transport
Cellular component (GO): membrane
Source: RefSeq, a predicted model, not a curated record